AUGGCGGGCUCCAACGAUUUCAUCCAGGAGGCUAAGCUUGCUCUUGCGGCCUUGCCAGAAGACCACACGCAGCGUGUACUAUGGCUCAACAAUCUUGGAGUCGAGCUAGCUUAUAGCUAUCAGAGGAUGGCGAAUACAGUUGUUCUCGAUGAGGCUAUAGAAGUGGGGCGGCAGACCCUCGCCGCAACCUCUGAUUCUGAUUCAAAGGCAACAUGUCUAAGCAAUCUGGGCUAUCAUUUGAGUGAAAAAUAUCUUCACGGGAGGAUAAUUAGUGACAUAGAAAAGGCUGUCCAACUCGCACAAGAAGCUCUUCAAUUGACCCCCAAAGUCUCUACUGAGAGGCCAGCGCGACUGAACAAUCUCGCACUGGCACUAAGCCAUACGUAUGCCGCAAAUCAAAUCGUAGAAGACCUUGAUCGCAGUAUCGAGGACUUCAGAGAAUGCGUGGACACAAGCACAGAAAAUGACCCAGAUGUGGCGAAAUAUUUGAAUAACCACGGAGCUCAACUGCGUGAUCGGUAUCACUCGGUCGGAGCAAUGGGCGAUCUGGAGGAGUCCAUUCGAACUGGGCGGGAAGCUGUUGCUAAAACUCCCGAAGACCAUGAAGAGCGCCCUGCAAGGUUAGGAGCCAUGGGUGAUCUGCAGGAAGCAAUUCAACUUGCACAAGAAGCCAAGAGCGUUCUUCCAGAUCAUCACCGUGAUCCAGCUGGAUUAUUGGGCCAUCUUGGCGACCUGCUUGCCUCCCGACACGCACGCACAGGGUUUAUGCAUGAUCUUGAAGAAGCCAUACGUAUCAGGCGUGAAUUAGUUCGUCUCUUCCCUAAAGGCUCUCUGGACCUAGCGUGGCAUCAUAAUAGCCUCGGCGAAAGGCUCGGCGAGAGAUACUCAAUAUCAGGGGACAUGGCUGAUCUCGACGAAGCUAUUCAGAAUAUCAGGAUAGCUGCCGACAUGGCUCCACAGGAUCGCCCUGACCUGCCUUUAUGGCUAGAUAAUCUUGAAAAUCAGCUUUACAGCAAAUACUUGAGAUCACAGGACAUAUCCGACCUUGAGCAGUCUAUCCAAGCUGCUCAAGAGGUUAUUGAUACCGUCCCAAAGAAUGACCCGAGCUAUGCAGUCUUCUUGAACAACUUGGCUAGCGGACUCAGAGAGAAAUUUGACUGGUCGGGAGAUGUUACAGAUCUUGACAACUUAAUCCGAACCAUACUGUAUGGUCCAUACAGGAAGCUAUCGAGUUGACACCAUCAGAUCACCCAGACCGCGCUUCGAGCUUGAACUUCCUUGCGAUAGCUUUAAGCAAUAUAUACACAUUAACCGAAAACAUGGACUAUAUCGAAGAAUCUAUGAGGAUUUCCCGAAAAAGUGGUUCAGAUGACCCCAGAAGACCAUCCUAAUCGGACGAUUUUCUUAACUAAUUUAGGCCUCCGGCUGGGAGACAAGUGCAUGACAACAUUGGACGUCGGGGACAUGGCAGAAGCUGCCAUGUGUUGCAGAAAAGGUGUUAAAUCGAAGUAGAU
Messenger RNA from Pseudomassariella vexata, 1514 nucleotides. RefSeq lists its product as uncharacterized. Lineage: Eukaryota; Fungi; Ascomycota; Sordariomycetes; Amphisphaeriales; Pseudomassariaceae. The coding region runs from base 1 to 1236 and encodes 411 amino acids. Gene Ontology annotation, molecular function: protein binding. The transcript has 2 exons. The record is from RefSeq and is a predicted model, not a curated record.